Molecule: messenger RNA, 1050 nt
Organism: Bacillus rossius redtenbacheri
Lineage: Eukaryota; Metazoa; Arthropoda; Insecta; Phasmatodea; Bacillidae
Gene: Fer2LCH
Product: ferritin light chain
Exons: 6
Coding region: 231-902 (223 amino acids)
Biological process (GO): iron ion transport; intracellular iron ion homeostasis
Cellular component (GO): cytoplasm
Molecular function (GO): ferric iron binding; ferrous iron binding
Source: RefSeq, a predicted model, not a curated record
CGGCCUUCGGUUGAUUACACUACAGUCAUUUCUAUUGGUCGCGCAGUUGCGGCGUAGUAGGCUGCUGCGCGCGCAACCUCGACACGUGACUAGACGAGUAUGUAUGCGGUGCAGUGACGAAAUAACUUUAGUCGAGCUGAUUCUGUUCGUUCGAGUAGGUUGGUGAUAGUGGUUCUUGGUGAACUUAACGAUAAAUCAGGUUUAGAAGGCCUACUUAUUGUUGGUUCAUCAUGAAGGUUGUGGUAGUGUUCUGUUCCAUCUUCGCUGUUUGCGUUGCUUUCGAAUCUUGCUACACUGAUGUGGUUGAGGCGUGCAACAACAAAGGAGGUGCAUCUGAUAUCAAACACUGUGAUGCCAAGUAUGGUGCUGCCAACAUGAUAAUGUAUGACCUACAAAGUUUUGCUAAUGACCACAUUACCCGCAGUUUCCAGUACUUGCUGACGGCGACCCACUUUGACAACUACGAGAAGAACCGCGAGGGCUUCACAAAGCUGUUCCGCAAGCUGUCGGACACAGCCUGGGAGGAUGGAAUCAAGCUCAUCAAAUACAUCACCAAGCGCGGUGGCCAGAUGAACUUUUCGUCGCGCAAGCAGGACAAGCUGCUGGAGAAGGAGAGUGGCACGUAUGAGAUCCACGAGCUGGGCAGCCUGUCGCGCGCCCUGGACGUGGAGAAGUCUCUGGCAGAGGAGGCCCACAACAUCCACAGCGAGGUGAUGCGGCGGCGUGAGAACUACCACGACCCCGAGGUUGGUGCGUACUUGGAAGAUGAAUUCUUGCAUCGCGAAGCAGACAGGAUUCGCGAACUGGCCGGCUAUUUCAACGACCUGGAGCAUCUUGUUGAAGCUAAAGACCCCAGCUUGUCUGUCUUCUUGUUCGACGAGCACUUGAACAGUAUCGUGUGAAUGGUAUACAGUUAGAGCGGUAGUAAAGUAAUCUUGUGUCCACAUGUGUGUGCCUGCCACAUCAUUGUAGUUUAGAAUCGAGCAAAAACAAGUGUUUGUUAAGAUAUGUAAACAUAAAGUUACUGGAAAUAAAUAUUUAAAAUUGCAA